Messenger RNA from Octopus sinensis (East Asian common octopus), 528 nucleotides. RefSeq lists its product as uncharacterized. The transcript has a single exon. The record is from RefSeq and is a predicted model, not a curated record. Lineage: Eukaryota; Metazoa; Mollusca; Cephalopoda; Octopoda; Octopodidae. The coding region runs from base 1 to 528 and encodes 175 amino acids.
AUGAUCAGGGCACUCUUAUCAGAAACCUAUCUAUCGGUCAGGGUACGAGACAAGUGCUCUAAACCAUUUGAAACAACAUCUGGAACACCUCAAGGGGAUCCGUUAUCUCCUAUACUGUUUGUUAUAUAUCUGGAAGCUGCAUUGAGAGAACUAAAACCAUACUAUGAAAGAAAGAUCAAUUUGGUGGAAUACGCAGAUGACGUGGAUUUUAUUUCUUCCGACAGGGACCCUCUGGAAAGCCUACUGGAGGUGAUGCUAGAUAGACUUGCUGAGUGGUUCCUCAAUGUAAAUGUGGAAAAAACAAAAUUUACUGAACUAGCAAGACAGAAGUCUAAGCUGGACAAACAUUGGAGAAAAGUAAAGAAACUCGGAUCUCUAUUGGGUGACGAACAAUACGUGAUUAUGCGAAAAACACAUGCAAACAGUGCACUACGCAGCUUAAAGGAAAAUUGGCUAAAACGCAAAGGACUCGGCACAAAAACACGGAUACGACUAUACAAUUCAUUAGUGAAGCCUAUACUCUUAUAA